Messenger RNA from Nakaseomyces glabratus, 231 nucleotides. RefSeq names its product Pbi2p (gene PBI2). Lineage: Eukaryota; Fungi; Ascomycota; Saccharomycetes; Saccharomycetales; Saccharomycetaceae. Gene Ontology annotation, biological process: vacuole fusion, non-autophagic. The record is from RefSeq and is a predicted model, not a curated record. Gene Ontology annotation, molecular function: endopeptidase inhibitor activity.
AUGGCCAAUUCUUUUAUCGUUACUUUAAAGAAGUCUGUACCAGAGAGAGAGGUCAAGGAAUUUAUCGAUUCUGUGAACGGAGUUGGUGGCCAAAUAGUCCAUGAGUUCUCCUUGAUCAAAGGUUACACCAUCAAGAUGCCAGAGAAGGUCUCCCUAUCAAGCUUCAAAGAUAAGCACAACAACGUCAUCGAGUCUGUUGAGGAAGACAAGGAGGUUAAAAUUGCCAAAUAA